AAGCGGGGCGUGUGCAAGGACAGAUGGCAGGGCGUCUCUCCCGGGCCGUGUCGCAUGCACUAUCAGUUUCGCUCGGAUGUUCGUAACACGAGUUUUAUCGCGCAGCUCGACGACGGUCGCGCUCGUCAAAGGCAGACCCGAGGAUAGGCUAGCGGCCUCCGUCGCCUCCGUCGUUUCUCGUCGUCGUGCACGUCCCUCGAAUCGCGGAAAUUAGAUCACCGUCGAACCGACGAACGAACGAACGUUUUCGCCGUCUCGAAUUGGUUAGGAGAGCACAGAGAAUCGCCGUCGGGGCUUCGAACGAUGAGAUCGCUGAUCGUUCGAUUUGCAUAAUAGAACGGUUAAGAAGAAGAAGAAGAAGAAGAAGAAGCAGCAGCAGAAGAAGCAGAAGAAGAAGAGAAGGAAGAAGUGAAGGAGGAGAGGAGACGAGUUCGGAUUUUUCUACUAUUUUACCUAUAUCUCUCUCUCUCUCUCCCCCCGUUUCGUUCUGGUGUCGUUAUCUCAGUUUUUCCCAGUUUCCCCACGUCACUUUGUUCGUUCCUUCCUCUGUUCUUUCCUCUCUCUCUCACACUCUCUCUCCUAGUAGUCUGCCAUCUCGUGCUUUUCUUUUCCGUCGCUUUUGUUUCGUAAGAGGAGAGUCCGAUCGAAUGGGAACGCGUUCGUGUUGUCUGGUGAAUUAACCAGUAAGAAAGGAGGGGUUGAUACGCACGUUUUCCAGCGGGAAAGAUGAGAAGAGCGUGUUGUUGGACGGACCGCCGAGCCGGAGAAGAAUCGUGGACGAUUUCUAUGCAUGCCAGCACGUAAAUCAACCCCGAAACCAACGGAACAUAAUGGCGACAUCGAGCGAAAAACCCAAGGAAAAUCGGAUGCUAUCGAUUCGCCCGAUAGUUUCACCCUGCGAUUUUAAUUCCGCGCCUCUGUGCCGGGACCCGAUAUAGAAGAAUCCUCUCUCUCUCUCAUCCUUUUCCGUUAUUCUCCCUCCCUCUCUCUCUUCCUCUCUCUCUCUCGCUCUCUCUUCUGUCUUCGGUCUCUGUCUCUCUCUCUCUCUGCCCGGCUUCUGGAUUAUUGCGCCAUGCCAGGAGAAGAUUAACGAACCGCGGGGAAGGGAUAAUUCGCAAACAACCGUCGAGUGAAAGUCGUGCGGAGGACCGACGACGCGAAAAUCCUCAUUGUCGUGGAAAAACCACCGGUGUGGGAGGGUGAGACGUAGAGAGUGGUGCGUUCUUCGAAACCCGCGACGGUACUACAUCCGCACGAAACUACACAGGAUCUAUAACACGCGUACACGCUCGCGAACACUCGUAUAUAAAUAUAUAACAACCGCGCGAAGACAAGCAAGCAAGCAAGCAAGCAAGCUCCACAUCUAAAUAUAUAUACAUAUAUAUAUCGAAACGACAUCGUGGACCGACUAUGAGAAAGAGAAACAAAAAAUGAAGGGUGUACUCUUUACCCUGUGCCUAUUGUUUUCGGUGCAAGGCCUGGCACGGGGCACCACCGAUCACGGAAUGUACGAGAACCACGCGCUGCUGGAGCCGCUCGACCGUGGACCAUUCUUCGACGUGACGGCCUCUCACAAUGUCACCGCGCUGGUGGGCAAAACGGCCACCCUGAACUGCCGGGUCCGGAAUCUCGGGGAUCGCACGGUAUCCUGGGUGAGGCACCGGGACAUCCACCUGCUGACGGUGGGCGUCGAGACGUACACCUCCGACCAGAGAUUCGUGGCGACGCAUUUCCCCCAGACCGAGGAUUGGACGCUCCAAGUGAAAUACCCGCAGCGCCGCGACUCCGGCACCUACGAGUGUCAAGUGUCAACGACACCGCCGAUCGGUCAUUCCAUGCAUCUCUCGGUUGUCGAACCGGUGACGUCGAUCGUCGGCGAGCCAGAGAUGUUCAUAAACAGGGGCAGCACGAUGAAUCUCACCUGCGUGGUUCGUCACAGCCCGGAACCGCCGACGGCGAUCUACUGGACCCACGAUCGCAAGGUGAUCAACUACGACAGUCCCCGGGGCGGCGUGUCCGUGAUCACGGAGAAGGGCGAAGUUACAACCUCGUAUCUCCUGGUGCAGCGUGCUCAGCCUGCAGAUAGCGGCCAAUAUACCUGCCAUCCUAGUAAUGCUAAUACAAAGACUGUCUUGGUGCACGUACUUAACGGGGAGCAUCCGGCGGCCAUGCAGCACGGCGGUCAACUCAGGCUGGCCAAUCUGCCGUUCGUGAUGAUCUCGACGACCCUGCUGGCUUUCCUGAAUCAUCGUUAUUGAACGCCCGAGCUCGCCGGGAUCGCGAGAGUACGUUCAUUUUCAGCAGAGCUCAACGGGACGAGAAGAAGUGCGGUAGAUCGGAGAAGAGCGCGAUAGAGAGAGAGAGAGAGAGAGAGAGAGAAGGAGCGAGAGAGAGAGAGAGGAAGAGAGAAGGAUAUUGCGAGAGGAGAGCCGGAUAGAACGAGAUAGAGACGGACGAGCCGCUAAAAUUCAUUCGGCCGGGGAGAGCUAAGGUUAGCAGCAGACGUCGAGGCGAUCCAGGGAUCAAGGGGAGAGGACGACGGUCUUUCUCUCGAGACGUGGAAACGAGAUUUUUGUUCGGGACCGUUGUUUCGCGGAUCGAGACAAUUCCUGGCGACCGUGCGCGGAGGAAAAACCGUACGGAAAAAGCCUCGGCCACGGGAAACCGCGCGCGGGUUUCACGACUGCCGUCGUGAAUUCGCCGGCCGGGGACACGACGUUCGCCGACGUUCGUCGCGGCGCGCCGCUGCGGCAGGAAUAGCGCCGGUGAAAAAUGAAACGUUAAAGUGAUCUCCUCGCUGCGUUCUCCGGUUGAAGAAGUAAAACGGUAAAAAUGAUGUAGGGAACGGGAUCGUUUGCGGCACCGCGGAACCGUAUGAGAAAGGAACGGCGGAAUUGGACCAGACUGCGGCACGAGCUUGUGCUGAAUGUAUCAUAAGAAAUGUAGUCCGUUGUAACGAAUAAAAUAAGAGAUAACGAUG
Megalopta genalis is the source of this 2980-nucleotide messenger RNA. RefSeq names its product neurotrimin. Gene Ontology annotation, cellular component: neuron projection membrane. The record is from RefSeq and is a predicted model, not a curated record. Lineage: Eukaryota; Metazoa; Arthropoda; Insecta; Hymenoptera; Halictidae. Gene Ontology annotation, biological process: synapse organization.